This is a messenger RNA of Micromonas pusilla CCMP1545, 873 nucleotides long. RefSeq lists its product as uncharacterized. The transcript has a single exon. The record is from RefSeq and is a predicted model, not a curated record. The coding region runs from base 1 to 873 and encodes 290 amino acids. NCBI's taxonomy places the organism in Eukaryota, Viridiplantae, Chlorophyta, Mamiellophyceae, Mamiellales, Mamiellaceae.
AUGAGCAGCGGGUACCAGAGCAGGGGCGAGACGCCCCCGCCGACGAACGGAAACGAGGGCCGGUCCUUCUAUAAGUCGCUCAUGGACGGGUCCGUCGAGGUCGGGACCCUCUUCGGGGUCCCGAUCUGCAUACACAAUUUGUUCCCGCUGUUCAUCGUCGUGACGACAAUCAUCGGGUUCAUCCCCCCCGCGAGCACGGAGAGCGGGCUGUUGAACUUCGUCGUCCUGGGACCUAUCCUGUUCACGACCGUGCUCAUCCACGAGGGCGGGCACUGCUGGGCGACGAAGCUCGUGGGAGGGGACGUCCACAAAAUUCUCCUGUGGCCCCUCGGCGGUCUCGCGUACGUCGGGCACAGCGGCGACGCCGCGGACGACCUGAAAGUCUCCAUCGCGGGCCCGCUGACGCACAUCCCGCAGUGUCUGUUCUGGGUCAUCGCCCUCGCCAUGGGAGCCGGGAGCGUGAACUUGACGUACACCGGCGACUUCGCGACGGACAUGUGCAGGGCCGCGGUCAUCAUGAACAUCCAACUCGCGCUGUUCAACCUCUUCGUCCCCGCGUUCCCGCUCGACGGCGGACGGAUUUUCGCGGACAGCAUGCUCCUGUGCGGCGUGCCCGCGGUCAGAGCCGCGGGGAUCAUGGUUGGGACGUCCACCGUGUUCGGCAUCGCGAUCGUGGCGUUGGGUUUCUACUUCGGCCAGUUUAUCACAAUUUUCGUCGGAGGGUGGGUACUGACGCAGGCGGUCGACUUGGGGAAGCUCGUGAAGAGCGGGAUGGUGCACGAGCACCCCUUGUUCGCGAAGUACGCGAACGUGGGCGACGGCGAGAGGGGGGGGAUAGCCGGCGCGCUCGGCGGCAGCAGCGGCAGGGUGUAG